GCUGAUCGUUAGCUUUUGUGUCAGGAUGGUGUCUAUGGUGUGUCAAUGUUUGUCCGUUGUUUCUGGCUAAAGGUAUUUGGCAUUUGGCGGUUUUAAUGUUCCGUGCAGCUAAUUUAAAAACCAUCGGCAAAGCGGGAACCGGCUGGCACUUUCGCCGGACGAUGGACGAACUGGUCCAUGACCUGGUGUCAGCACUGGAGGAGAGCUCAGAGCAAGCUGCUCGUGGUGGCUUUGGUGAUGGAGGAGACCAUGCACUGGCAGUGGGCUGUUUGCUGAAGAGGCAGGCUCGUAAGCGGAGGGGUAGAAAACGGCGCUCGGACAACCCACACCCACCCUGGGAGACAGGCCACCUCAGUGAGGGUUCAGAGUCCAGUGUGGAAGAACAUAAGGACUACCGUGCCAGUACAGGAGGUGUGUCUGCUGCCAACAGCCAUGCCCGUGACAACAGUGACUCGGAUGAACAACUUGGCCCCAAACGCCGCACCCCCCUCACUGCUGACAUGGGGCGAAGCAAGCGGCCACUUUGGCCAGAUGACCUGGGUGUCCUGGGGUCUGUAGAGGGAACUCGCAGCCUCAGACGGCGACGUAAAGUCAAACGUAUGGCUGUAGACCCACCUGUAGAACCGGAACCCCCCUCCGUCACCAUGCUCGGACCUCCACCUGUCCCCAAAGCCCGUGUUGGUGGAAGGCCACAUAGACUUGGUUUGAAUGAGGACAGGGGUGCCAUGGAGCUGUGUGGAGGUAGCCUGGUAGGGCCUGUGGGAGGGAAGAACAGGGUAAAGAAGAGGAAACUGGCCCCCCACAGGCUGGGAGUGGAGGCUGCAGAUGAAGGGGUGGUAGUGGAGAGUGAGGACCCCAUCUCCUCUCCAAUGGAAGCGUCUAAGGACAAGAUGGAGUUGGAGGAGCAGAAGGGCUCGGAUGAGGACAUGAGUGACAGGUGUGAAACCAGCAGUGUCAGUAACAGCAGUGACGGUGGCCUCUACACCAAUGAUGAGGGGAGACAAGGUGACGACGAGCAGAGCGACUGGUUCUAUGAGGGAGAGCCGGGCUCUGGUUCAGGUCCUGGAGGUGCAUGUGGGAUAGCGGGAGUGGUUCCCUGGUGGGAGAGGGAGACCGGGUCUGAGGAGCUGGACCUAGCUGACCCAGUCUUCAACAGCAUCCUCACGGGAUCCUUCCCACUCAUGAGCCCUGGGGCACAGAGAGGUUUCCAGGCUAGACUGAGUCGUCUCCAUGGAAACCAGCCAGCGUCUGAGGCGGGAUUGCAGGGCAGCUCCAGCCAGGGCUUCAAUGAUAGACUGGGUAGACAAACCCAGGACUCCCAUGAGCCGUGGUUUAGCUCGGGCUCGAGGAGAGACCAUGGACAGUUGCACUGGGACCCACGGACAGACAGAGGGCAUCGGAGAAGCUGUUCAGUAAAAACAGCCAGCAGACAGACCAGUGGGCACCUGGGCUCUCUAUGUACAGGGGAUGUCAAGCGGAGGCGAAAAGCAGCCCCCCUCGGUUCCACUGCUCCCUCAGGAGUGGUUGGGGACAACGCUCCUCCCAUCCCAGACACGAACAUGGGAAGCCGCAUGUUGCAGAGCAUGGGCUGGAACCCCGGGAUGGGCCUGGGUCCAGAGGGAAGGGGCAUCACCGAGCCCAUCCGGGCCACACAGAGACCCAAAGGCACAGGUCUAGGUUUCAACUGAACCCCCAGUUUCUGGAUCCCGGACCUGAAGCAUACUGGGACAAGACUCUCCAAUGAAAUGUUGCUCAGGGUGUUGAACAAUAAGAAAAAAAAAAAAAAAGGUCCAGAAUAAUCCAGGAAUGUGAGUCAUAAGAAGGGAAGGAGUGAGGCUUGUCCUAGCAACAGAGUCUGAGCUGAAGGAGAGAAACUUUCCCAUAUUGGGGAAACUGCAAGACGCCUGGGAUAUCCACACAGACAUGAAAGUGAAUGACUGCAGCUGAGCUGGAGAAAAUAGCUUCUUGUAAACAUGUCCUCUCAAGAAACUCCAUGUUGGAGAAAAUAAAUGACAUUGAUGCCUCAUUGUUAGUGUGUUAAACUGGCAUGCUGCCUCAGCCCUGUUACCUCAGAUGCCAGCGUUACACGCCUCAGACUUGGGGUAUUGUUGAUUAUAUACUGAGAGCAGCUCUCUAAAGUGCGGCUGUGAUGACAGUGCGGUUUAUUUUCAGUCAGUGGUAUUGGUUAGUGAAUUAAUGAUAAAUGGUUUUGUCCAAUAUUGUACAAGCAUUUUGGAAUCAAAUACUGUUUGAGUAGGCCAUACCUCAAGAUUUAUUUUAGGUUCCUUUUAUUGUAAUGAAGUAAGGGUACACUGUAUGGAUGUGUGUUGGGAUAUCUGGAUGUUUUUACUCAUCCAUUCUACUGUUCAAUCGGAAUAAGUCAUGUCAUCAGAAUGUUUUUAUCUACCCAAAAACAAAAAAGAUACGAAUCAAAACCACAAUUUUUCCCCUUAACUUAGCACCAGUAUGUAUGCAUGUGCAGCUGUGGCUGUGGCCGGUGUCUGCUGAUGUUUACUGAGACAUCACUUCUCGACAUGAGAGGUAAAAGAAAAGCCAAUGACUUGCUCCACUGUCCUAUUUCACCCAGUUUGUUUAGGUAUUAUAUCCUGACAAAUGUUUGUUCUGCAGACUGCAGUAUUUUCCUAUCAUGGCCAUGCUCAUUGACUUUACACACAGUAUAUAACAAAUGACUAUAUGACUGUCACGUUAGACAUUUCAGUGUUUCCAUGCAAAUUCUAGUGAAGUCUAGAAAAUGAAUAAAUAGAGCUAAUUUCAGUGUCUGCAGAAUUUGAAAAAAGUAUUGCUGUCAUAUUACACAUUAAAAGGCCCUACAUCCCCAUGGUUCACAGGUGUUUUCACUUGAUUAGCUUGAUUAGACCUUUUCUCAGGACUGAGGGCGACAGGCUGACGUCCAAUCAGACAGAAAUGAAAACAGCUGUGUGGAUGUGCAGGACCUAACUACACUUACACUACUUAAAUUAUCUUUUUAAAUUAGUUGUGGACCCAUUGCUAUUCACCUUGUUGAUAUUAUGAGUCUUCAUUUUGACUAUUGGGUAAUAUAGCUUAGUUAGCAUAUUGCCACCAUAGAUUGUUCAGAAUAGAGAUUUGAAAUGAAUUUAAGUGCAGUUGAGAGAAAAAAUAUGAAUUAGGAUUUGUGCAGGAAGUUGUACUGUAACUAUUUUUUUGACUUUUGUUGUAAGAGCAAGAGGAUUUUUUUUUUUUUCUUUCGAGUUAGGCAAAGGCCAGUGAAGAGAAAUAUGAGGUGAGCUGUCAGUGACAAAAAAAAUUGUAUUAAACUGGGAGACUGCCUAAACUAUGUGGCUGUUAUUGUCCUUCGAGGCCAAUCCUACUGUUCUGGAUCAUGGCCAAUGACUCAUUUGGUAAAUUAUUUUACCUAGAGCCUGAAAGAUUUCCACUAGCAAUCGUGGGGGACACAUCCCAUCACUUUUCAAAUUCAUAUAUUUGUUCCCUGAACAGUACAGAUUGAGUUUGAUUUACUUAUUAGUAACUUGCUUACCAGUGUCCUCUGACUGUCUGAUUAAAGAUGUCGAUAUUCUCAUCUGAA
Messenger RNA from Seriola dumerili (greater amberjack), 3565 nucleotides. RefSeq names its product G-patch domain containing 2 (gene gpatch2). Gene Ontology annotation, molecular function: nucleic acid binding. Bases 96 to 1688 code for a protein of 530 amino acids. The transcript has 10 exons. The record is from RefSeq and is a predicted model, not a curated record. NCBI's taxonomy places the organism in Eukaryota, Metazoa, Chordata, Actinopteri, Carangiformes, Carangidae.